This is a messenger RNA of Nilaparvata lugens (brown planthopper), 4015 nucleotides long. RefSeq names its product testis-expressed protein 264 homolog. The transcript is spliced from 3 exons. Lineage: Eukaryota; Metazoa; Arthropoda; Insecta; Hemiptera; Delphacidae. Gene Ontology annotation, biological process: reticulophagy; protein-DNA covalent cross-linking repair. The record is from RefSeq and is a predicted model, not a curated record. The coding region runs from base 163 to 1110 and encodes 315 amino acids. Gene Ontology annotation, cellular component: autophagosome membrane; endoplasmic reticulum membrane; replication fork.
GUGUCAAGUCAAAGAGGAUCCUUGUGUAUGUGUAUGUAUUCGUGUAUGUAUUGUAUAUGUAUUGUGUAUAUACUCGUAUGUGUUUGUGUAUGCAUUCUAUGCCCCAGUGCGACAGUCACUGAAUUACAAAAAUUUUGGAGGUUAUAAAAUGGAGCUAAUAUUAUGCCGGCAUUAUUAGGAUAUUUUGGAAAUGAAAGAUGUUUUGAAAAUAGGUAUCAAAUCACAAAUUCUUUGAUACUGUAUAGUGUCAAGUUAUGUUUACAUAUCUGCUUAUUCUUUUUUAUAAUGUUUUCAAUCAGCGAUGUUAUGAAUAAUUUAAAAUUCCUGAUUGGAUUUUCCAUCACAAAUUUCCAUGACUCAUUUGCGAUAUCUUCCUUUUACAAUUUGAAAAUGACUGUUUCUAUUUUGGCUGUUGUAUUAUUUUUGAUUCUAUUAUCUCACGUAAUUAUAACCGUUUGUAAAACUAUUUUCAUUAAAGUAAACGUAGGUAAACCACCAUUUGAAAGACUGACAAUCGCCUAUAAAUUUACUGGAAUAGAAGUUUCUCAGAAAGAUGGAAUCAUCAAAGAAACAAAAAGAAUCUUUCCCGGAAAAAGGAUUAUUCAGAUCAACUAUUCUGAUAAUAAGGCUGAUGAAAUGGGAAUAGCGUUUGGUGCUGUGCUCAAUGAAGGAGGAGCUGACCCGAGUGAUGAUCUAAGACUUUUCCUGUACUGCAAUGAUUAUAGACUGUUCUUCAUCCCAUCCAUUCACCACGCUGUGUUUGCAGUUUGUCCUAUCGUCUCAUGGUUUGCUCCCACAUAUUGGAUAGCAAUUUUGAGCUUGUACCCCAAGUUGUUCCAGUUUUGUCAGAGGAGGAAUUUGAGUGCAUAUCCAGUGGUGGAGAUUUUGGACAACGAAAAAUUGACAAUUCUAGCUCCUCUUGCUCAGCAGAAUGACUUCGUUGUAUUUGAAGCUGAAGACAUCAUAAACCGAUCUAAUAUGAAUUGUUCCAUUGAUACCAGUGUAAGCAGUUCGUUUUGUUCUAGUCAAAUCGAAGAAAAUGUUAGUCGCUCAAAUAGCUUGGCGAAUAGUAUAAAAACCAAGUUGAAGAAGAAAACAAAAUCUAAUUAGAAGGUUGUUGAUAAAUAACCCAUAUCUAUGGGUUCUUUCUUUCUCAUUUCCAUUCUAUAGCAUUUUAUUAAUGAUUUUAUUUAUCAGCCUAGAACUGUAAUGAAAGCACACUUACUGUGCUCUCCUUUUUGUACUUAACCAUAACCUUUCCUCAAAAUAUAUUAUCUAUCGUUUUAUCAAAAUUGUACAUUAGCCUAAUAUUAAUGACUAAUUUUUUUCACAUUAUUAUCGAUUUUCUUGUCAGUAAAAUUAAAAUUCUGUGAUACUUCUAAUUUGAAUGUAAGAAAGUGUUAAUCAUUUUAGUGAGAUGAUUAAGAACUGAAUUGUAAUGAAAUAAUCAAUGAGUUUCAAUGAUAGAAACAUUAACAUUAUUGUGCUAUUCUACUGUAAUUGGUAAUAGCUUUUGAACAAAGUAAGACAGAACUAUUUAUACAAUCAUCAAAUCAUUCAUUAAUAUAUAGCCUAUAUUAAUCAAAUUAAUCACAUAUUCGUCUAAAUUAAUGUGAACGAUUUUUGCAAAUAUAGCCUAUUUGCAUCGUGUGUUCCUUCAAUCUUUUCUAAAUUAAAAAACAAGACAAAAAACAAAACACCACCCCAACGUACAAUUACUUGCGACUGAUUUGAAUAGACACUGUUAUUGUCCUUUUCUAGAUUUAAUAAAGAUAGAAAUCCUAGAUGGAAUAACCAUAGUUCCAAUAAUAAUUGAUUAUCUCUUUCAAAUUCUAAAAAAAAAUAAUCUUAUUUGAUAAAACUUUCAUGACUUCUCGUGACUAAUAGCACUGGCAUCCAGAAAUUUCUAGGUAUGAAACUGACAACGUUGCUCACUAGUUCUAGCUUUAGAUAAGCAUGUUAUCUGAUCGAUGAUCACGUCAUUGAAAUGUAGUCGUUUGUAGUCGUAAUGUUUUCCAAGAGAUGGGUGCUAAUGGAUAAUGUUUUCCAAGAGAUGUGCUAAUACCAGUUGCAACUGAUCAAAUAUGAUAAAAAACAAUAAUUGAAUAUUGAAUUAUUCACUUCAAGAUCAUCUACGAAUUCCACCUGCAUUGUAGUAUUAAUUUAUUCUACUGUACAGCUGUAAAAACAUUUUGAGUAGUAGGAACUGAUUACGCUUAUUCACAAGUUAUUUUUUAUCAUGAGCACAUAAUAACCUUCUGGUGAUAUUUGGCUAUAAGAUUCAUUAAGCAAUAAUUAUUGCACAAAAUAAUUCAAUUUUGUAAAACAAGCAAUAUUGUGAAAGUACAAGCGGUUUUUGAAAAAUAUUCCUAAAGAGAAGACAGUAGUGAACUGAUUUAACCUAGCUUAGGCCCGGUUGCACAAAAGCCGGUUAAAUUUUAAUCGUGAUUAAUUCCAGGAGAACCAAUCAGAAAAGCCCUUUUUCAAAAAAAUCUCUGAUUAGUUCUCGUGAAAUUAAUCACGAUUAAAAUUAAACCGAAUUUUUGCAACCGGUACUUUAUCGUAAUUUAGUUAUCAAUAAUAAUAAUAAUAAUUUAUUUGUUAUUCAUGAUCAAGAAUAAAUUUUUAAGGUUAAAAAGUUCUAAUCUCUCUAUGUGGAUUUUAAAGAGCUGAAAACUAUUGACUAGAUUUGAAGCUGUUGGAAUUCAUCAAUACUGUAUAACUAUAUCAUUAGUUCAAUUUCCACUUGUUUUUUCAAAUCUAUAUUUCCUUUUCCAAUUUUAUUCGAGAAAGUAUUAAGUUAAUUUGAGAAAGUAUCAAUUAUAUUUGAGAAUAGUCACUUGUAUAUGGGAAGUCAUCACAUGUAAUUGAGAGUAGUGAAUUGUAUUUGAGAAAUCGUCAAAUGUAAAUGAGAAGAUAUCAAUUGAAAAUGAGAAAAUUUUCCAAUUGACAUGUCGAGGCUCUUCUGUAGCCUACAGUACAGGUUUGAUUUGAGAAGGAAAUGAUACUGUACUACGUACACAGAAUUCCAAUAUUACCACCAUACGCUUUGCAUGGGGGCAAAUUAAUAUUUUCAAUGGUGAAAUUAUUUUCUCUGUACUGUUUACGAAUGAUUAAUGAGUAUCAUUUCUAUGUAUGUAUUGACAACACGACUUUUGUCUCCAAACAUUUGUGAAAUAUUGCACUUGAUGAAGAUCAAAUUCUCUAUGUACAAGGCGCAAUUGAAUCUCUUGAUCAACAAUUCGGCAAUUCUUCAAUGGAUUUUGGGGCUUGAAAAUAAUUUUUUAUUUAAAAACUAAACGUUUUAUUGGAAUAUUAAAUUUAUCAUCAUAUUAUUUUUUAUGAGUACAGUUAUGAAAAAUAUAAGUACUGGAAGCACUGGUUUUUUAAAAUCAUUUUCCAAUUACAACUGACAACUUCUCGAUUUAAAAUCGUAUGUUCUCAAAUUGAAAUGAUACUUUCUCAAAUAAAAUUCACUAUUCUCAACUACAAGUGAUGUCUUCUCAAAUACAAUUGACUAUUCUCAUUUACAUCUGACGUUUUCUCAAAUACAAAUGACUAUUCUCAAUUACAAUUGAUACUUUCUCAAAUACAGUUGGAAAAGGUGUAGGCCUAGUGUACAGAGUGAAAAGUUGUUAAUACUUUGUUUAGACUGUUAAUACAAUUUCUGUAUCAAUUUAUCAUUCAUAAUAAUGAAAUCAUUAAUGCACAUCUUAUAUUUUAAGAAAAUUCAUUUACGGAGUAUUCUUAACUUUAAUAAAUAACAAAUAUUAUAAUUGUAAACAAGUUUUGUGAUAAACUAUGGUUCACAAUGUUAUCACAAAUGUUUAUCAGUUUUUAUAAGCUAUGUUAAUGUUUUCUUGUUACUUGUAGUAGAUUAAGUUUAGUUCGUUAAGUAGAGAGUAGACUAAUUAUUAAUAUUAUUAUGUCAUGUUUUGAGUAUUUAACCUCGAUGGUUAGUAUUAUUCUGUUGUGACGUGUUGUUUCCUCAAUUAAACAACGAAUUUAUAAGCGC